Messenger RNA from Vicia faba (fava bean), 1167 nucleotides. Lineage: Eukaryota; Viridiplantae; Streptophyta; Magnoliopsida; Fabales; Fabaceae. The record is from the annotation of a GenBank genome assembly.
AUGCUUUAUUUUCUUAUAUCUUUGGUAUCCUUUCUUAUGAUCCUUUCAAAAUCAUUUACAAAUAAACCACUUUCAUCAAAUGGGACAAAACUUGUUUCAAAUGUGUUUUGUGGAAAGCUUUUUAGUUUUCUAGCUUCUAGGAUCAAAACAAGAACUAGUUUUCAAGCUUUUAGUUUUAUUCAACUUUCUCUUUUCAUUCAAUCACCAAACAAGAGUUUGGUACUAUCUAAAUUUGAAGAGAAUCAAAGAAAAGUUUCUCUCUUGGAUUUGCAUGAUUUGCCACUAGAUUGCAUCCUUGGAAAGCUUUCACCAAGUGAAUUAUGCAAUGUGGCAAAAGUUUGUAAAUCUCUUAGAAAAAGUUGUAGAAGUGAUUAUUUAUGGGAGAAGCAUAUGAAGAUGAGAUGGGGUAAAGUGUUUGGUGAUGCUGCUUAUAGAGAAUGGAAAUGUUAUGUAGCUUCAAGGAACAUAGAGAAGAGAUUAAAUCAACACAAGAAUCAGAAAAACAUACUUCAUGAUUUUCUUCACUUGUUUUGGAUUAAAUCAAAAGCAGAAAAAGAUAUGAAGUUAAAGCUAGAUGAUUCUAUUGCUUCUCUUUAUCUUUCUCUUGAGAAUGGAAAUUUUUGGUUCCCUGCUCAAGUUUAUAACCGUGAGAAUGGUCAUGCUGGGUUUAUGCUCUCAUGUUAUGAUGCUCAACUUUGCUAUGACUCUAGAACUAAUACUUUUCAAGCAAGGUAUUCACCUCAUGGUAGAUGGACAAUAGAGGAAAACAUAAAAUGGGAGAGGCUAAGAGUGCCACCUAUUGACUCUUGUUCACAUGUUCUUCAUAUUUCUGAUUGCUUAAAUGAUUUAAAGCCCGGUGAUCAUGUUGAAAUCCAAUGGAGAAGAAAUAAGGAGUUCCCUUAUGGUUGGUGGUAUAGUGUGAUUGGUCAUUUGGAAACAUGUGAAGGAGAAGGAAACCAUUGUCAAUGUGACAAUAAAGAUAUAGUGAUUUUGGAGUUCAGACAGUACACAGCUGGUUCAAGAUGGAGAAAAACAAUGAUAAAUAGAAAGAAUCAUAGAGAAGAAGGAAAUGAGAUUGAAGGUUUUUAUGGAGGGAUCAGAAAGUUACAUAGCAAGGAGGAAAUUACAAAGUGGAAGAAACUUUGGCCAACAAAAAAUGUGGAAUAG